UUCUACUACAGCACUUCAUGUGCAGAUUUUGACAAUUAUAUUUUCCAGAGAAGACAAAGAUGAAAUAUCUCUACCACGUAUGCAUUGUACUUCUUGUGGCAAUGACAAGAGAGGUGAAAACGUCAGACCAGUCUUUUGCAUUGUGCGAGGGUCACAAGGGCUUCAUACGCUGUUUGCAAGGAACGAAAAUUCAGAUUGUGUCUGCCAACUACGGACGAACAGAUUCACAAGUCUGUCCUAAAAGGAACUGUAGUUCACAAACUUGUCGAUCAAAGAAGUCAGAACUCAAGGUGAAAUGGAACUGUAAUGGGUACCAGACCUGUCAUCUUCAUGCUUCUAAUCAAAAUUUUGGAGACCCGUGUCCUAAGUACUCCAAAUAUCUAGAGAUCAGCUAUCGAUGUUUAAAGAGUCCAAAUCAAGAAAGUAGUGAAAAAUCGUUAAUUGCAUUCAAUGCGUACACAACCAAGCUAUUGCAUCUACAUAAAUACACUCCCGUCAAUGUUGUAUACGAUGGUGUUUAUUACAACUAUGGAAAUGCCUACAAUCCUCAUAGUGGAUUCUUUACAGCCCCCUCUGGCGGACUCUACGUGUUUUCUUGGACAAGUCUUGUUUCUGCACGAAAACUUUUUAAUGCUCAUAUUCUUGUAAAUGGAGUCAACAAAGGGUACGGAAACUGUAACAAUGAAGCCAAUCCAGGUUAUGGAAAUUGUGCAAAUACGGUACCCUUGAUUCUGAAAACUGGAGACAAGGUGAACAUAAGGACUACUCAUGCAAAUUACUUGUAUAAUGAAUGGUCUAGUUUUAAGGGAUGGAAAGUAAAAUAA
Saccostrea cuccullata (small rock oyster) is the source of this 824-nucleotide messenger RNA. RefSeq lists its product as uncharacterized. The transcript is spliced from 4 exons. The record is from RefSeq and is a predicted model, not a curated record. The coding region runs from base 60 to 824 and encodes 254 amino acids. Gene Ontology annotation, molecular function: carbohydrate binding; protein binding. NCBI's taxonomy places the organism in Eukaryota, Metazoa, Mollusca, Bivalvia, Ostreida, Ostreidae.